Messenger RNA from Aspergillus alliaceus, 1217 nucleotides. Its product is annotated as mRNA splicing protein SMD1. Bases 191 to 559 code for a protein of 122 amino acids. NCBI's taxonomy places the organism in Eukaryota, Fungi, Ascomycota, Eurotiomycetes, Eurotiales, Aspergillaceae. Gene Ontology annotation, biological process: RNA processing; spliceosomal snRNP assembly. Gene Ontology annotation, molecular function: RNA binding. The record is from RefSeq and is a predicted model, not a curated record. The transcript is spliced from 3 exons. Gene Ontology annotation, cellular component: precatalytic spliceosome; SMN-Sm protein complex; commitment complex.
GAGAGGGGGUGACUAAGCCGGAACCACCUGCAAUCACGGCCGCGAGACAGCAAUCGCAAGGCUUGAAGGAACAUCUGGUCCCCUCCCAAAAAGCCAGUGUUCAAAGAUUAAUCCUGUAUUAUAUACUUGAAUUAAUACAUUCAUUCUUUGCUUGCUCUUGUUCUUCUGCGGAUCGCGCGUACCCUUCAUUAUGAAGCUCGUCCGGUUUUUGAUGAAGUGCGCCAAUGAGACGGUGACUAUUGAGCUGAAGAAUGGCACAAUUCUCCAUGGCACGAUCACAUCGGUCUCCCCGCAGAUGAACACUGCUCUGCGCACUGUGAAGAUGACCCCCAAGGACCGUGACCCUAUCUCCCUCGACACCAUCAAUAUCCGAGGCUCCACGAUCCGCUAUUACAUUCUCCCGGACAGCCUGCCACUGGAUACCCUCCUCGUCGAUGAUCAACCCAAGCCCAAGAACAAGGCACGCAAGGAAGCCGAUCGCGGCGGUCGUGGUGGCCGUGGUGGCCCCCGUGGCGGCAGAGGUCGCGGUCGUGGACGUGGACGUGGACGUGGAUUCUAAAAAGGCACAUAGACUGUGGCUAGGAGUUCUUUCUUCUUUCAGAUUUGAUUCGUUUUGGGUGAUAUCUGCGAUGGUUUCAUUUUGCACCUCGAGGGCUCAGCUUCUAUUCCUUUGUGCGAUGGGCGGGGGGGAAAAGAAAGAGGAGAGUUCUAAUUUACCUUUUUUUUUUCUUUCUUUUUUCACAUAACUUGUCAGAUUCUGGUCGUAUGCAUCGGCUGCAGCGGGGAAUCGUCGAAACCAGUGAGACUACAGUUCCUCACAAGCUGUUGUUUUGGCGCAAUCGACAGACACAGCCAUACCUCGAGUUUCGUACAAGCUCAAGGCAUGAUGGGCUCUUAUCGAGGGAAGUGGGCUCCAUCACGCAUGAACGACGAAGCGAGAUGAUCGGACAUUGCGGGUUGAUACAUGUAUGUGGGAGGACUGAUGGAUAGCUAUCCAAAGAAGGGUGUUAUAGUCUGAUAUACGAGACAUGUAACCGAUAUCGCGCAGAAGUACAAUAAACCUUGGCAAAGACAAUAUCGUCCUUUUCGUAGAGCAUCCUCCAAAGUCGUCAGUCAUACCGGUCAUUAGUCUAUUAUUCUACCGUCCACAUCUAUACCUGUAGCAUCAGAUCACGCCGCCUCCCUCCAUAUGCGAACGAUAACCAACUUCUCCCACC